Argiope bruennichi is the source of this 2054-nucleotide messenger RNA. RefSeq names its product 1-acylglycerol-3-phosphate O-acyltransferase ABHD5-like. Gene Ontology annotation, cellular component: lipid droplet. Lineage: Eukaryota; Metazoa; Arthropoda; Arachnida; Araneae; Araneidae. Bases 255 to 1484 code for a protein of 409 amino acids. The record is from RefSeq and is a predicted model, not a curated record. The transcript has 7 exons. Gene Ontology annotation, molecular function: catalytic activity.
AUUGGGUAGCGUCGUGAUUGUUGUCAUUUUGAAGUAUCUGUAGAUUGAAUAGUAAUAUAUUUGUAUUGAAAGAUAAGUAUUUUGAUAAAUCGUGACAAUUUUAUUGCGUAUUGGAUUUUGAUAACAAUUUGACUUAUAUUUUGGCAUCUUCAUGUAGUUCUCCACGUGAUUCUAAGAACUUGCGCAAUGUAAGGAAAAUAAAUUUUCUGGAAUAAAUUGUCCUAUUUUUGUUAAAUAUUACUCUAGCGUUUGCCAUGGCCAAUGGUCACGUAAGAGAGAUUCAACCAGACGGACAUCCAAAAGUGUACCAAAGAAUUCCGAGACCGCAUUGGAUUAGCAGGUUUCCUCAUCCGACUAUUUCUCAUUUCUCCAAAGCUGAAUUCUUUGGAUAUUUACUAGCAUGUAUUAUUCAGUUUUUCCCCAAUACUUUCUGGAAACUCUGUCCUCGCUGGAUAUCUCGGUGGUUUCGAUGGUGUCCAACUUCAACUCAGACACUAGAAAAAGCAGAGAAGGAGGUUCUCAAAAAUUUGAAGCAUCCAUACGAAGUGGAGUAUACAAAUAUUGGGAAAUGCUGCGAAAAGGUAGACAGCUUUAUAAGGACAGUCUCUCUGAAUAAAAAUUCUGAUAAAACUCCGAUAGUUUUAUUGCAUGGAUUUGCUUGUGGCCUUGGAGUCUGGAUUAUGAAUUUAGAUAGCUUGUCUUCUUCUCGUCCAGUUUAUGCUGUUGACCUAUUAGGUUUUGGACUAAGUUCACGACCCCCAUUCAGUUCUGAUGCUUUAGAAGCUGAAAUGCAAUUUUUCAUUUCUUUAGAAAAAUGGAGAGAAUCUAUUGGACUAGAUAAAUUUAUUCUUCUUGGUCAUAGCUUUGGAGGGUAUAUUGCUGCAUCAUAUGCAUUGCAUUAUCCAGAAAGAGUUUCUCUUCUUAUACUUGUUGACCCUUGGGGACUUCCUGAAAAACCAAUCUCGCAUCUUCACCGUUAUGAUUUGGAUUCUUGGGUGAAAUUUUUAGACAGUUUUCUUCAAGGUUUCAAUUUCUUAGCUAGUGUGCGGGCUGCUGGACCAAUCGGACCUUCUUUAGUACGGCAUUUUCGUAGCGAUUUGUGGAGAAAAUAUGGGCGAUUCAUGGAUAAUCCUCACUGUGUUUUAGAAUACAUCUAUCAUUGUAAUGUUCAACAUCCCAGUGGCGAAGCUGCUUUUAAAUCCAUGACAGACAAAUCUGGAUGGGCGAAAUAUCCAAUGAUGUACCGAUUAAAUAGUUUGGAUUCCAAGAUUCCCAUUACUUUAGUUUAUGGAUCUCGAUCAUGGGUCAACAGGCAGCCAGGACUGCAAAUAAAAUAUUCUAGGUUGAAUUCCUUUGUUGAUGUUCAAGUUAUUGAAGGCGCUGGGCAUCAUGUUUAUGCUGAUAAACCUCAAGAAUUCAAUUCCUUGAUCAACAGAGUUUGUGACAAUUUAGAAAAUGGAGUAUUUCAUAUGAGAAAUAUUUAAAUAGCCUAUUGAAAUAAUUUAUCAUGUUUUUUUUUUUUUAAAUCAGUUUAUUCAUCUUAUAGGUUUAAUGAUCUGUAAUUUUUAAGACGUAUCUGCAAUCUUUUUACAAGUAUACAUUUACAGUGCAUUUUAUACCAAAAAUUUACAAUGCUGUACUUUAUUAAAAUGUAAGUUUUCUGUAAAUUUGAAUCUUACUUUUGAAAUCAAUUUUUAUUAUAAAUGAAAUAUUUGUUUAUGUUGACAAACCUACUAUUUAAUUUAUUUAUGCACUGAGUAAAGCAAAAUAUCUGAUGUGUGUAAUACAUAUUUCUCAUGUGAACAAGUUCCAUGCAUACAUCUUUUGUUAUUUUUUUUACUGUAGUAUUUAUCUGUUUGUACAUAUUUUGUAUGAAAUGCUUAAUAUUCUGCAUUGUAUACAAAUGAAUGUGCAUCUUAUGUAUAUUUUUGUUACGGAUGCCAAUAUGUAUAUUUUAUUUUAUAAACAUGACACUUAAUAAGCAUAUUUGGCAUUCUUUUUAUAAUACUGUGAUAAAUGUUACUUUUUUAAUAAAUACCAUGAAUAGAACAAAA